AUUUCUGGUUCUGAUUGUGAUUCCGGAGGUAAGAAAUUGGAGGUGGUUCUCACCCAGAUCUUCAGCGCCCCUCAUCUCAUUCUCUCUAAAUUGGUGGUCGGUGACGGCGGAGGAAGAGUUCCGGCACGGAGGCGGCAAAGCUCCGGUGGCGUGCUGCUCCGUGUUGGGUAGCAGGGUUACUUUCGUAAAUUUCCUUUUUAAUUUUUUUCAAGAGAUCUCAGCCAAUAUAUAACACCAAACCCCAUUCACGAUCUGCUUCAACCUCUGUCUCUUUCAUUCUUCCACAACCACACUCUCUUUCUCCCAGGUUUGGGCCCUUAGCAAUAAGCUAUAAUGGCUGUCGCGAAACCUGGUGUGAUUGCUUUGUUUGAUGUUGAUGGGACUCUUACAGCUCCCAGAAAGGUGGCUAAUUCAGAGAUGCUGGGGUUCAUGCAAGAACUGCGGAAGGUUGUAACAGUUGGAGUUGUUGGGGGGUCUGAUCUCAUAAAGAUAUCUGAGCAACUUGGCAGCACAGUUACCCAUGACUAUGAUUAUGUAUUUUCUGAGAAUGGUCUUGUGGCUCAUAAGCAAGGAAAGCUCAUUGGAACUGAGAGUUUGAAGACAUUUCUAGGGGACGAAAAGCUCAAGGAAUUUAUUAACUUUACUCUGCAUUACAUUGCUGACUUGGAUAUCCCUAUUAAGAGGGGAACAUUUAUAGAGUUCCGUAGUGGGAUGCUGAAUGUGUCACCAAUUGGGAGAAACUGUAGCCAAGAAGAAAGAGAUGAAUUUGAGAAGUAUGACAAGGUUCAAAACAUUCGCCCGAAAAUGGUUUCUGUACUUCGUGAGAAGUUUGCUCAUCUUAACCUGACAUUUUCUAUUGGAGGACAGAUAAGCUUUGACGUUUUUCCUCAAGGUUGGGACAAAACAUACUGCCUGAGAUACCUUGAUGCUUUCAAUGAAAUCCACUUCUUUGGUGACAAAACUUACAAGGGUGGGAACGACCAUGAAAUCUAUGAAUCUGAACGGACUAUUGGCCACACAGUUACCAGUCCUGAAGACACUAUCAAGCAGUGUAAAUCUUUGUUCCUAGAAAGUUAAGAAUUUUUCACAGCAACAUGUUACUGAGAAGUGGGAACAGAACGGAGCUAGUGUACUCAAAUACAUGGUUUACAGAAGACCACAGGCUGCAAAUAUAAUUCUUGUUUGUAUUUUUAUUAUAGCACUUCAUAUUUUGGAUUUAAUAUUAAGUUUAUCAUUCAGUUAAAUGGAUCUCGGUUAAAAAUUUGAAACUACUCAAAAUCAUGGUUUACUUAAUGAUCAAGCCACCAAUGCGCCAACAA
This is a messenger RNA of Lotus japonicus, 1319 nucleotides long. RefSeq names its product phosphomannomutase. Gene Ontology annotation, biological process: protein N-linked glycosylation; GDP-mannose biosynthetic process; mannose metabolic process. The record is from RefSeq and is a predicted model, not a curated record. The transcript is spliced from 13 exons. Gene Ontology annotation, cellular component: cytosol. Lineage: Eukaryota; Viridiplantae; Streptophyta; Magnoliopsida; Fabales; Fabaceae. Gene Ontology annotation, molecular function: phosphomannomutase activity. The coding region runs from base 334 to 1077 and encodes 247 amino acids.